Messenger RNA from Pseudovirgaria hyperparasitica, 1782 nucleotides. Its product is annotated as Calcium/proton exchanger. Gene Ontology annotation, molecular function: calcium:proton antiporter activity. NCBI's taxonomy places the organism in Eukaryota, Fungi, Ascomycota, Dothideomycetes, Acrospermales, Acrospermaceae. The transcript is spliced from 3 exons. Gene Ontology annotation, biological process: intracellular calcium ion homeostasis; calcium ion transmembrane transport. The record is from RefSeq and is a predicted model, not a curated record. Bases 1 to 1782 code for a protein of 593 amino acids. Gene Ontology annotation, cellular component: fungal-type vacuole membrane.
AUGUUACGUUUAGAUCGCGUCAAGUCGAAAGCUAGACAUUAUGCUCGUAGCGAUUCGGGCUCCAGUGGUGGCUUUAGUCUCUUUAGAACCACUUCAAAGGGUUCAAGAAGGUCAUUGUCCUCCUCUCAAGAUAUCGAAUCUGGUCUACAAGUCCCCCAUAACAAUGCUUCACAAACAAACUUGAGCGACAUUCAGGAAAGAGCAAGCCAAGGAAGAAUUUCGCAAGAUGGUGAACGGACGCAGCCCACCUCAUCAACCACCGAGCAUACUACUAACGGCUUUUCUGAGAAGACAAGUCAGGGUUCGGGAAACAGUACUGAACCUACGAAUGGAAACGUGGAGAAGGGAAUAGAGAGUGGGACGAGACGCCGUGGGAUCCAUUUGCCAUUCAUGAGGAAAGGGAAGGACGAUUCGGAGAGUUCUGCUGUCCAGGAUGAUGAGGAGAAAAAGAAGACAAUCAACAGAAAUUGGAAGCAUAACCCCGCGCCAAUAUGGCAACAGGUCAAGUUCAUCCUGUUGGAAAACUGGCUGAACGUGUUACUGGUCGCUUGUCCUGUUGGUAUCGCUCUCAAGGCAGCCGACAGCAAUCCGUAUGCUGUCUUUGUCGUCAACUUUAUCGCAAUUAUCCCUCUGGCUGGCUUGCUCAGUAACAGUACCGAGCAGCUGGCUCUGUACACCGGUGAAACUCUUGGUGGCUUACUGAACGCAUCUUUCGGAAAUGCCGUGGAGCUUAUUGUUUCCAUCCAGGCCUUGGUAAAAGGCGAAAUAGUUAUCGUCAAGACGUCGCUCAUCGGUAGUAUCCUAUCCAAUCUGCUUCUCGUAUUGGGUAUGGCGUUCUUCUUUGGUGGCAUCAAUCGCGUCGAGCAAUUCUUCAACGUCACUGUGGCGCAGACUGCUGCUAGCCUGUUGGCCCUUUCAAUUGGCGCUUUGAUAGUUCCGACUGUCUUUCGCGAUUGGACUCCAAUCGAUGGAGGUACCGAGCAAGAAACCGAUCUACAGAACAAAGUAGAAGCCCUUUCUCGUGGCACAUCUAUCAUUCUUUUGAUCAUUUACGGAUGUUAUCUUUUCUUCCAGCUUAAGUCCCACAAGAGCAUGUACAAUGAGAAGAGCGAGAAGGGAAUCAAGCGCAAUCUGCGAGGCAGGCCAACAGAAGGUGAGGCCUUGAAAGCCAUCGCAAAUGCUGGCGCUGGUUCAGGUGCCGUUGUUGGUGGUCACAUCAACGCGGAGAGAAACUCUGCCUACGAACCGGAAGAAGAGGACGAGGAGGAAGAGCUGCCUGAACUAUCUGUAUGGAUGGCGGUUCUGUUCCUAUCCAUCUCGACCGCUCUCGUUGCUGUGAAUUCUGAGUUCAUGGUUGACGGUAUCGAUUUCAUCACUGCACCUCCUAGCCCCGUCAGUAAGACAUUUGUUGGUUUGAUCCUCAUUCCCAUCGUUGGUAAUGCUGCUGAGCAUGCCACUGCUGUCACUGUCGCCAUUAAGGACAAGAUGGAUCUUGCUAUUGGAGUUGCUGUCGGCUCCUCUAUGCAAAUUGCUCUUCUGGUACUUCCUCUCAUCGAUGUUAUUGGUUGGAUCACUCAGUCCAAAGACUGCAUGGGCAAUGAGAUGUCCCUCAGCUUUGAUGGUUUCCAACUUGCUCUCAUCUUCGUUGCUGUUCUCCUCGUCAACUACUUGAUACAAGAUGGAAAGUCUCAUUGGCUGGAAGGCGUCUUGCUCAUGGGCAUGUACAUCAUCAUUGCAACCGCAGGGUGGUUCUACCCUACUACAGACGACUGUCAGGCGUGA